Molecule: messenger RNA, 2565 nt
Organism: Pseudomassariella vexata
Lineage: Eukaryota; Fungi; Ascomycota; Sordariomycetes; Amphisphaeriales; Pseudomassariaceae
Exons: 3
Coding region: 1-2565 (854 amino acids)
Biological process (GO): cytoskeleton organization; small GTPase-mediated signal transduction
Cellular component (GO): cytoplasm; division septum; plasma membrane
Molecular function (GO): GTPase activator activity
Source: RefSeq, a predicted model, not a curated record
AUGCCGGGCUUUGCAGAUUCGUUCUGGUCGGCAGACUACGCCGCAGGACUGGGGGUGCUGUUUGGCAAGCUGCAUCAGGGUGUGCAGGAGAACCGACAAGUUAUGACCAUCGCUCGAAUGCGCGCCGAGGCAGAAGAGGUCUAUGGACAGCGUUUAGCAGAUAUCGCACCCACAGCGGACAAGAUCACGGGUGGCUUCUCGCGCGACGAUGGCGCCAGCACACGAAAAGCCUACGAUGGCGUGCGGACCGAGAUGGAGGAUGCAGCCAAGAGUCAUAGAAAGAUUGCACAGAGCAUACGAGACCUCGUGGUGAACCCGUUUGCAAGAUGGUGUGAUGCUCACGAAUCUCGCAUACAGGAGUCGCAAGAUGAACUGCAGGCGCGUAUCAAGGCCCACGACCGCCAAGCCGAGGCUAUCAAGAAGUUGCGCAGCACCUACUUCAACAAGUGCCGUUUGGUGGAAGACCUCGAGGAGGAGAACAAGCUCGCUUUCCAGGAUCCUGAGACCAGUCCCAAGCCGGCCACUCAGGUCAUCCCCGAGAUAAUGGUCUCGGAGAAUAAAGAAGUCGAGGAAGACGACGAGGAAGUGUAUGAGAUCGGCGACGAGACAUACCAGCUGGAACAGAUCAAGAAGAUACUCGCUCACAUGCUCAACACCAUCCAGAUCGGCGAGACCAAGGUGCCCAUUCUGGGAACCUACCUCAACACCUCAGCUGGCUCCGACAUUGUCGAGUACCUGCAACGGCACAUGGGCACUACGACUGUGAGCUAUGCCGAGCGCAUAGGUCAGGAUCUGGUUCAAAACGGGUUUCUUCGUCUGGUUGGUAACGUGGGCAAUAACUUCGCCAACAGCUCCAAGCUUUUCUACCAAUGGCGUCCAAAAGCUUUCCAACUGUCGGGCGUACCGGAGAAGAAGGCGCCCAUGGCCAGGACAUUCUCCCUGCCUACAUCGACCGAGAGUGGAGACAACUCGCCUGUUGUCGGAGUUAUGAGCGAGUACUUAGCCGGCUGGAACGUUCUCAACAAUCAGCAUCCCAACGAGACUCCCCCCGAGCGUCUGCGCCGCGAGGCAAGGGAGGCUGAUGAAAAGUAUAAGGACGGCGUCCGCAAGCUCGACGAGAUGCGCUGCGAGCUUGAAGAGGCCAUCUUCGUACACCUCAGGUUCCUCGAGCGUUGCGAGUUGGACAGACUAAAGGCCAUCAAGACUGUUAUCCUCGAUUUCUCGGGCACCAUUGGCAAUGUCAUUCCCAGCCUGCAAGCAACUGUGGAUCACAUGGUCUUGUAUCAAGAGACCGUGCAGCCACUGGGUGACUUGCGUUACCUACUUGAGAAUUACCGCACGGGAAGCUUUUCUCCCAAGGUUGUAACGUACGAAAACUACUACAACAAGGUGGACGAGCAGACGUUCGGCGUAGACCUGGAGGCUCGCGCGAGGGCAGACAAAAAGCGGGUGCCUGUCAUCAUCACGACCCUCUUGACGUACCUCGACAACCACUACCCUAACUUGGAUGGCGACGAGGCUCGACGAAACGUCUGGUUGGCAGAGGUUCCGCUUGCGCAAACCCACAAGCUAAGGGCCAAGAUCAAUAACGGCAAACCAUUCUCCCCUGAAGUCCUAUCUGACUUUGAUAUCCCGACGGUUACAAGCGUGCUUAAGCUCUAUCUUCUGGAACUGCCUGACUCGUUGGUCUCAUCUCACGUCUAUGAGAUCAUCAGAACGAUCUAUACCACGCCCACUGCAGACGCAACAGAACCAGCCCGCAUCAGCGUCCUCCAACAAACACUAUCUCAACUCCGCCUCACUAAUAUUGCGACACUGGAUGCAUGCAUGAACCACUUCACCCGCCUCAUCGACCUCACUUCAGCCGAUGAGCAGUAUAUUGCGGCGUUGGCCACCUCGCUGGCACCCUCGAUCCUGCGGCCGCGUACCGAAACAUCGCUCACGCUCGAAGAGAAGCAUGCCUACCGUCUUAUCCGCGACCUCUUCGCCCACAAAGACGCCAUCUUCUCCGAGUUGAAGCGCAUGUCAUCGGUCUCGCACACAGGAUCCGUAACCUCGAACAACCGGCCUCGGGCCAUCAGCACCGACGAGAGCAACAGACGUGCGCACAUGGAGGAACGCCAACGUGCUCUGCUGGAGAAAGUCGGCGGACGUUCUAGAGCCACUAGUCCGGCGCCCAGCCCGAGGCACAGGCGCGACCGAAGCGUAGGCGGCGCCGAGACAAGAUUCCCUAUCCAGACCAGCCCCACGACGACCACCGAACGCAACCGCUUUAGCGGUCCCACGAAACGUGCAAGUCUAGAGGUCCCUGAUGUCACUGGCCCCGUCCCCGUGCACUCCGACGUGAACGGUAUGAACGGCGACGUCAAGGCGGACGGAGAAUCUCCCGCCAGCAGCAGUGUCGCCGAGAAACGGAACAGCUUGAACCGAAAUAGCGUGCGGUUUGAGCGCGGAAGACGGGUGACGCCUGCCGCUGCGGGAACGCCCUCGACGCCGACCGUGGGCGAGGAGAAAAUCCCGGCUACCCAUGGCGUCCAGCUGGUGGAUGCGCCUAUGGAUGAUUAG